Aspergillus lentulus is the source of this 420-nucleotide messenger RNA. RefSeq names its product myosin regulatory light chain cdc4. Lineage: Eukaryota; Fungi; Ascomycota; Eurotiomycetes; Eurotiales; Aspergillaceae. Gene Ontology annotation, cellular component: myosin II complex. Gene Ontology annotation, molecular function: calcium ion binding. Gene Ontology annotation, biological process: mitotic actomyosin contractile ring assembly. The record is from RefSeq and is a predicted model, not a curated record.
AUGGCCUCAACCAACUACAAGGAAGCGUUCUCGCUUUUCGACAAGCGCGGCACGGGAAAGGUAUCGCUCGAGUCACUCGGUGACCUGCUGCGCGCAUGCGGCCAGAACCCUACCCUCGCGGAGAUUGCAGAUCUGGAGAAGAGUGUCGGCGGAGACUUUGACUUCGAGUCGUUCCUGAAGGUGCUGAACCGUCCUGGUGGAUUCCGGGAGCCCGGCGAGCCCGAGGAAUACUGUCGGGGAUUCCAGGUGUUUGAUAAGGAUAUGACUGGGUUUAUUGGGGUGGGGCAGUUGCGCUAUAUUCUCACGAAUCUGGGCGAGAAGAUGUCGGACGAGGAGGUCGAUGAGCUGCUGAAGGCGGUUGAUACCAGCUCUGGCGAGAUCAACUACACCGACCUCGUCCGCACGAUCCUGGCCAACUGA